AUGGCACUCCUAGACGCCCCCUCGCAGCUCCAGGUCGUUGGACAGAAACCCACAAACAACAUCAAACAUGGGCAUGAUCAUUUCUACGAGGACAGGAACUUCCAAGGCCGCUCUUAUGAGACCAACCAGGACUGCCCUGACAUUUCCUCCUACAUGUCUCGCUGCCAGUCCUGCAGGGUGGAGAGCGGCUGCUUCAUGGCCUACAAGCGCCCCAACUUCAUGGGAAACCAGUUCUUCCUGAGGAGGGAAGAGUACUCAGACUACAUGCAUAUGGGAAUGAGUGACUCGGUCCUCUCCUGCCGUAUGAUCCCUCAGCACAGAGGAUCCUUUAGGAUGAGAGUCUACGAGAAGGAGAACUUCAGAGGUCAGAUGCACGAGAUGAUGGAUGAUUGUGAGUCCUUCCAGGAGCGUUACCGCAUGGCCAACUGCGAGUCUACCCAGGUCAUGGAGGGACAAUGGCUGAUGUACGAGCAGCCCCACUUCAGAGGCAGAAUGAUUUACAUGAGGCCCGGAGAGUACAGAAACCUCAGGGAGAUGGAUCAUGGAAUCCUGUUAGGGUAGCCUAGUGGUUAGAGCGUUGGACUAGUAACCGGAAGGUUGCAAGUUCGAACCCCCGUGCUGACAAGGUACAUAUCUGUCAUUCUGCCCCUGAAUAGGCAGUUAACCCGCUGUUCCUAGGCUGUCAUUGAAAAUAAGAAUUUGUUCUUAACUGACUUGCCUAGUUAAAUAAAGGUAAAUGAAUAAAUACAUAUUUUAAUUUGUAGCCCUUUUCAAUUGUGAAACACGUAGUGGAAAUGCAAUAAAAUACCAUCUAAGAACAUUUUUGUAUCUGCCCA
Messenger RNA from Oncorhynchus nerka (sockeye salmon), 836 nucleotides. RefSeq names its product gamma-crystallin M3-like. Gene Ontology annotation, molecular function: structural constituent of eye lens. Gene Ontology annotation, biological process: lens development in camera-type eye; visual perception. The transcript has 4 exons. The record is from RefSeq and is a predicted model, not a curated record. NCBI's taxonomy places the organism in Eukaryota, Metazoa, Chordata, Actinopteri, Salmoniformes, Salmonidae. The coding region runs from base 1 to 561 and encodes 186 amino acids.